Messenger RNA from Rangifer tarandus platyrhynchus (Svalbard reindeer), 1191 nucleotides. Lineage: Eukaryota; Metazoa; Chordata; Mammalia; Artiodactyla; Cervidae. The record is from the annotation of a GenBank genome assembly.
AUGUUGCGGAGGUUGCUGGAGCGGCCCUGCACGCUGGCCCUGCUUGUGGGCUCCCAGCUGGCAGUCAUGAUGUACCUGUCGUUGGGGGGCUUUCGAAGCCUCAGUGCCCUCUUUGGCCGAGAGCAGGAGCCGACAUUUGACUAUUCUCAUCCACAUGAUGUCUACAGUAACCUCAGUCACCUGCCUGGGGCCCCUGUUGCCCCAGGGGGCCUCCCAGCUCCUCAAGGCCUGCCGUACUGUCCAGAACGAUCUCCUCUCUUAGUGGGUCCUGUGUCUGUGUCCUUCACCCCGGUGCCGUCGCUGGCAGAGAUCAUGGAGAGGAACCCCCGGGUGGGGCCGGGGGGCCGAUACCGCCCUGCAGGCUGUGAGCCCCGGUCCCGGACAGCCGUCAUUGUGCCUCACCGUGCCCGGGAGCACCACCUGCGCCUGCUGCUCUACCACCUGCAUCCAUUCCUGCAGCGCCAGCAGCUUGCUUAUGGCAUCUAUGUUAUACACCAGGCUGGAAAUGGAACAUUUAAUAGGGCAAAGCUGCUGAAUGUUGGGGUGCGGGAGGCCCUGCGUGAUGAAGAAUGGGACUGCUUGUUCCUACAUGAUGUGGAUCUCCUGCCAGAAAACGACCACAAUCUGUAUGUGUGCGACCCCCGAGGACCUCGGCACGUUGCUGUUGCCAUGAACAAGUUUGGAUACAGCCUCCCAUAUCCCCAGUACUUUGGCGGGGUUUCGGCGCUCACUCCUGACCAGUACCUGAAGAUGAAUGGCUUCCCCAAUGAAUACUGGGGCUGGGGUGGUGAGGAUGAUGACAUUGCUGCCAGGGUUCGCUUGGCUGGGAUGAAGAUCUCUCGUCCCCCCACAUCUGUGGGGCACUAUAAGAUGGUGAAACACCGAGGAGAUAAGGGCAACGAGGAAAAUCCCCACAGAUUUGACCUCCUGGUCCGUACCCAGAAUUCCUGGACUCAAGAUGGCAUGAACUCACUGACAUACCAAUUGCUGUCUCGAGAGCUGGGCCCUCUCUAUACCAACAUCACAGCAGACAUUGGAACUGACCCUCGGGGUCCCCGGACUUCCUCUGGUCCCCAUUACCCGCCUGGUUCCUCCCAAGCCUUCCGUCAGGAGAUGCUGCAGCGCCGGCCCCCAGCCAGGCCUGGCCCUCUGCCUACUGCCAACCACACAGCUCCCCAUGGUUCACACUGA